Salvia splendens (bonfire salvia) is the source of this 462-nucleotide messenger RNA. RefSeq names its product WUSCHEL-related homeobox 7. Gene Ontology annotation, biological process: plant organ development. NCBI's taxonomy places the organism in Eukaryota, Viridiplantae, Streptophyta, Magnoliopsida, Lamiales, Lamiaceae. The record is from RefSeq and is a predicted model, not a curated record. Gene Ontology annotation, molecular function: DNA binding; DNA-binding transcription factor activity. The transcript is spliced from 2 exons. The coding region runs from base 1 to 462 and encodes 153 amino acids.
AUGGAUGAGUACUCGACGGGGUUUUGCAUUAGAGCGGCGGCGCGCGGGGGCGGAACAGGGAGCAAGUGCGGGCGUUGGAAUCCGACAGGGGAACAAGUAAAAGUUCUGACGGAGCUGUUCAAGUCAGGUCUCAGAACUCCCACUACUGAUCAGAUCCAAAAGAUAUCUGCAGAGUUGAGCUUUUAUGGUAAGAUUGAGAGCAAAAAUGUUUUUUAUUGGUUCCAAAACCACAAGGCUAGAGAGAGACAGAAACGACGCCGUAUUUCCGUUGAUGACCUUCACACCACCCCUUCUAAACAAUUUGGUAGUGCGGAGAAAAAUGAAGCCGAAAGAGUGAUUGAAACGCUUCAACUGUUUCCGGUGAAGUCUCGGCUGUAUGCAGACGACUGCAAAGAGAAUACAUACAACCUUGCUAUGGAAAUGGAUCAUCCCACCUUGGAUUUGAGAUUGAGCUUUGUUUAG